AUGAAUGUCUGCUCGUUACGGUUACGUCCGGUCAUGUGCAACACUGGAGCGUUACGAGAGAUUCCCCUGAAAGCCAUCCCGGUGACGGUGGAGCAGCUGUCACUGACGAAAAACUAUUUCCCGAUCGUCAAGAGUGACGCCUUCGGUGGGUUGCGUGCCCUCCGGAAGCUGUCGCUCGAUGGCAACAACAUCACCACCAUCAAACCGUUCGCCUUCCGUGGCCUUCCCCGGUUGCGCGAUCUCUCGAUACAGCACACGCCGCUCGCGACCGUCGCCUCGUUCGCGUUCGCCGGGCUCCAGAACGUGUCGCAGAUACUGUUGGCCCACAACAAGAUUCUGCGCAUCGAAGGGUACGCGUUUGCCGGUGCGGUCAACAUCCGGUUGAUCCAUCUGGCCGAUAAUCCCACCGUCACGAUCGAGACGAACGCCUUCUCGAGUCUCAGCAACGUCGACCGGUUAAUACUGCCGUCGGGUAUCCGGGCGAUCGAACCGGACGCUUUCUACGGGCUCGAGACGGUCGGCUAUCUGAAGCUCUCGUUCAUGGAUCUGGCCUCACUGGCACCGUACACCUUCCGCGGUUUGACACACGUGAAGCUGCUGUCGCUGCAGGAGUCCGAUCUGGGCAUCAUCCGGGCCGGUGCCUUCGAUGGGCUCGUACACGUCGAGCUACUCAACAUUCUCAACAACAAAAUCGACGCCAUCCAGGAGCUGAACAUUACGCAGGCGAACCGCAUCCGAGUGCUGCGGAUACAGGGGAACCAUCUACUGGAAACGCCCGAUAGCGGGGCGAUCGUGCUCGAGGGCAUCGAGACGCUCCAUGUAAAUAGCAACUACUUCCCGUGUGGAUGCCACAUCCACACGCUGCUCGAUAGUCCGCUGGCCAAUGGGACGUACGCGUCGCACGGUGGCACUAGCGGUGAUUUCCUCUCCAAGAACUACUGCAUCUCACCGCUGGAGGUGAACGGACUGCCGAUGAGUGCGAUCGACCUGUACUCGAUCGGACGCUGUCUGGAGCAGGUGACUCGGGAAAACCUGGAAGCUUCCAAUUCGGCCCGAUCGAGCGUCUGGCGAGGGAGAACCCGCUCCUGGCAGCACUGGACCGGUGGCGAUGGCUGGAUGACCGGUAGUAGCAGUACGGGCGGCACUGGCACAGGAACCGGCAGCAGUCGCAACACCGGCGGCAACACCGGCGGCAACACCGGCGGCAAUGGCCAUGGGCAUGGUAGCCACGAUGGGCGGCCAUUGCUGACGGCAGUUUCGUCGGCCGUGAGAUACCUGCUAUCGUCACCACUACCAUCGACACGUAUUGACGAGGUGGAAAAUGAUUCAGAAACCGAACCUACUGCCAACACUGCAGCGAUAACCGGAGCGGCUGCAUGUCGGUGCUGCUUAUGAAUGUCCAUCGCUAGCCGAAACCUACUGGCCGAAUUCUGGUCAGUCGGAUCUCGGAGCAGGCAGCAGGCAGCCGGUUAGCAGGGACGAAUGCAAAAUGCGGAAUAUUUUAUGUGUGACAGCAGAACUGCAUAAACAGCACGGUAGAGCAUAAUGAAAUCGCAAAUGCACUUCGCUGAAAAUCACACUAAAUAUACAUACCCGGGAGCACACGAGUACCAAGGGGCACGAGUGGCACGAGCAGUAUGAGCGCAGCGCGAGCAUGGAGGGCAGCGAGUAAUGCAAAAAUAAUUCAAUUAUCGGAAAAAUACAGCAUUUCCCUCGCGCCACCUGAUCCGCGUCCCCGGUUGCUGUCCGCAUAUCCGGUCACUGAAAAAUGGCCUACGGGACGUUCGGCGGCGUUUCACGUUCAUCU
Molecule: messenger RNA, 1807 nt
Organism: Anopheles darlingi
Lineage: Eukaryota; Metazoa; Arthropoda; Insecta; Diptera; Culicidae
Product: leucine-rich repeat and immunoglobulin-like domain-containing nogo receptor-interacting protein 1
Exons: 5
Coding region: 1-1395 (464 amino acids)
Cellular component (GO): voltage-gated potassium channel complex
Molecular function (GO): voltage-gated potassium channel activity; potassium channel activator activity; transmembrane transporter binding
Source: RefSeq, a predicted model, not a curated record